This is a messenger RNA of Physella acuta, 994 nucleotides long. RefSeq names its product small ribosomal subunit protein bS1m. Lineage: Eukaryota; Metazoa; Mollusca; Gastropoda; Physidae. The record is from RefSeq and is a predicted model, not a curated record. Gene Ontology annotation, cellular component: mitochondrial small ribosomal subunit.
GUAGAACCGAUAUCCUUAAAAAUGGCGAAUUCCAUGCUAUUCAGACGAGGGUAUCUGCUUUACAAUCAAAAUUCCUCUUCUCUUUUCAAAGCCAUUAGUACUUUUCAGAGUCGAUUUUCAUCAGAUAAAAAGGGCGAAGGAAGUAAGGACAAAGCAGCCACAAUCAGAUCAAAAGCAAUUAAUAAAACAAAUGAUGUCUCACCCGAUCCUGUUCUGAACAACAAAGAAGUGAAAGGAGAAAGUUCAGUUUUAGCAGAGGACAUUUCGUUGAAUCAGUCUAACCCUUACGAGAAGCACUCUUCUCCUGAAGAAGCGCUUACUAAAUUUGCUAAGUUAAUAGAAAAGGUGAAAGCUUCUCAAAAUGAGAUUUCUGGAGUUAAAACUACUCAUGAAAAUAGUGACAUUGAAGCAUCAGAAGAUUCAAAAAUGGAGGAAUCAACAGAGUCGUUUGCAACUAUGUUUAGAAAAUCCAAGUUCGUAGCAUUAGGAGAACAUAAAGGCAGAUUAGUUGAAGGGACUAUUAUUGAAACUAUGGGAACUGAUUUGUAUAUUGAUUUCGGAGGGAAGUUUCAUUGUGUCUGUCCUCGCCCAAAUACUCCAAACAGUGAAAUAAACUACCGCAGGGGCGCUCAAGUCUUACUUCAACUACAGUGCAUGGAAAUGAGUUCUGCAUUUUUGGGCUCUGACAUUCAUGUGACACUUCUAGAGGCAGAUGCCACGUUGUUGGGGCUUAAAAGAAAGAACAGAGCAAAUCCAACAUAGCCGAGAACAUGUGUAGAGAAUUACAGUUGAAAUGUGGACAUGAGUUUCAUACUUUGAAUGUGAAUAAUUCAUCAAUAUCUGGUAUAAAUCAAUAAACACUGUAUGCAGGAAACUUAGUAUGUGAUACUAAAAUUAUAUCAUUUGUUAAAUGAAAUGCUAUUGUCUUAUUUUCCAUUAGUUAUAGAUGUGCACAUAGAUUUGUGAUUGAUUAAAAUAUUUUUAUGAAUAUAUG